UUGAGAGUUCAGUUCGUUCGGUCUUCAAAAACCGCAGACUGGCCUGAAGUCCUCACACAGUUUUGUGAAAUGGCAUGAUGGAAUUGGCAAGAUUUGCCCGGAAAACCUUGGGUGGUACCUUCGAGAAGAUUGAUAUUGAGCGGAACGAAGUUGGACCCGAGGACGUGGAGUUUGAGAUCAAGUAUUGUGGGAUCUGUCAUUCCGAUGUUCACAUUGCGGACAAUCUGUUUGGGGAAACCAAGUACCCUAUCGUUCCCGGACACGAGUUGGCCGGAAUCGUUAGCAAGAUAGGCGACAAAGUGACCAAAUAUAAGAUUGGAGACCACGUGGGCGUUGGAUGCAUCGUAGAUUCUUGCAUGAAAUGUGAUUCCUGCUCCAAGGGUGACGAGCAUAUCUGUGCUAAGGGUUUUAGCAUGACCUAUGAUAGCGACACCAAACACGGGCAUAUCGCCACCAACACCGGCUACACGUUUGGGGGUUAUUCAGAGAAGAUCACAAUGAAUGAACGGUAUGUCGUGGCCAUUCCGGAUGGGUUUGACCUGAAACGGGCUGGACCCGUACUUUGCGCCGGAGUGACCAUGUACUCGCCUUUGAAGCACUGGGGAGCCUUGAAGGGUGGACUCAAGGUCGGCAUCGCGGGAAUUGGAGGCCUGGGUCAAAUGGGCAUCCGAUUAGCCGCCGCCAUGGGAUGCGAGGUGACGGCCAUUUCGACCAAUGUGAAUAAAAAGAAGCUCGUCGAAGAGAUUGGAGCCAAGCAUUUUGUGGUCUCGACAGAUCCGGAGAGCAUGAAAGCGGCUGAUUCAUCGCUGGAUUUAAUUCUAAACACCAUUUCUGCUCCCCAUGAGAUGUCCAAUUAUUUCGGGCUUUUGCGUCGGGAUGCCACCAUCGUUCAAUUGGGCUUGGUGGUCGAUAAUCACCAAGUCAAUCAAAUGGCAAUCAUGAGUAAGCGAAUCCGAGUUUCUGGAUGCUUCAUCGGUGGAAUGGUCGACACCCAAGAGGUCAUUGACUUCUGUCAUGCCAAGCAAAUUAAACCGGAAGUCGAAAUCAUCACGGCAUCCCAAUUAGAUCAAGUUUAUGACAAACUCAAAGCCAAGCAUGAUUCUAUAACAAGAUAUGUGCUCGAUAUUUCUAAGAGUCUGGAAUAAAUGCGUAUAAAAAUGG
Tigriopus californicus is the source of this 1161-nucleotide messenger RNA. RefSeq names its product NADP-dependent alcohol dehydrogenase C-like. The transcript has 3 exons. NCBI's taxonomy places the organism in Eukaryota, Metazoa, Arthropoda, Copepoda, Harpacticoida, Harpacticidae. Gene Ontology annotation, molecular function: oxidoreductase activity, acting on the CH-OH group of donors, NAD or NADP as acceptor; zinc ion binding. The record is from RefSeq and is a predicted model, not a curated record. The coding region runs from base 75 to 1145 and encodes 356 amino acids.